AUGAGUGCUUUACAGCCUUCGUCAUUUUCUGGUGGUGGACUUGUUGCCACCACCAACUCAAACGUCGCUCCCCCAGCAACCGAUCUCAUGGAAACGAAGAAGCAGCAACAGCAGAUUGCUCAGCAACAGGCCCAGCAAGGUAUGCUCCUUUUCGAUUAUUUCUUCCCACCUCUCAUCGUAAUGUCGUCUAAAGGACCGUUUUAA
Molecule: messenger RNA, 204 nt
Organism: Rodentolepis nana
Lineage: Eukaryota; Metazoa; Platyhelminthes; Cestoda; Cyclophyllidea; Hymenolepididae
Source: the annotation of a GenBank genome assembly